UCGCUGCUCUGCGAGAUGUGGGAAGUGAGGUUGGAGCCAGAUGCCAUCAGCUACAGCUCUGGGAUCAGCCCUGGGAUCAGCGCGUGUACGAACGGCGAGCAGUGGCAGCGGGCUCAAUCGCUGCUCUGCGAGAUUUGGGAGGCGAAAGUGGAGCCAAGCGUCAUCAGCUACAGCUCCGGGAUCAACGCGUGCACGAAAGGCGAGCAGUGGCAGCGGACUCUAUCGCUGCUCUGCGAGAUGUGGGAAGUGAGGUCGGAGCCAGAAGCCAUCAGCUACAACUCUGGGAUCAGCCCUGGGAUCAGCGCGUGUACGAACGGCGAGCAGUGGCAGCAGGCUCUCCCACUGAUAGCGCUGCUCGCCGAGACGGUGGACGCGAGGCUGGAGCCAGACGCCAUCAGCUACAACGCUGGGGUCAGCGCAUGCGAGAAGAGGGGGCAGUUGCAACAGGCAUUGGCGCUGUUCAGUUCGAUGCGGGAUGCGAAGCAGGGGCCCGACGUCAUUAGCUCCAAUGCUGAGAUCAGAGCCUACACGAAGGGCGAGCAGUGGCAGUGGGCUCUGGCGCCGCUCGGAGAGAUGUGGGAUGCGAAGCUGGAGCCCGACGCAAUCAGGUACUGCGCUGGGAUCAACGCAUGUGGGAGCGGCGGGUAGCGGCAGCGGGCCCGGACGCGGCCCCGCAAGAUGCGGGGAUCACAGUUGCAGCCCAACGUCAUCAGCUUCAAUGCCAGUAUCAAUACGUGCGAGAGGAGGGGACAGUGGCAGCAGGCAUUGGCGCUGCCCAACGAGAUGUGGGAUGCGAAGCUGGUACCCGACGUAAUCAGCUACAGCGCAGGGAUCCUGGAAGGCGCGACGAGCGAUCAGGAGCAGCGGAAAUGGUCAGCGAGAUGCGGGAAUCAAAGCUGCGGCCCAACGUGAUCAGCUGCAGCGCCGGGAUCAGCACAUGUGAGAAGGGCGAUCAGCGGCAACGGGCUCUGGCGCUGCUCAGCGCGAUGUGGGAUGCGAAGCUGGUGCCAGACGUAAUCAGCUACAGCGCUGGGAUCGGUGCGUGCCCGAAGGGCGCUCAGUGGCAGCGGGCUCUGCCGCUGCUCAGCGACAGGGGGCCGAAGAUAACCGCGCUAGGUGCCAUCAGCUGCAAUGCCGGACUCGGCGCGAGCGAGAAGGGCAUGCUGUCGACGCGGGCUGAGGCGGUUUCCCGGGCGACCCGGGAUCCGAAGCCAGAGCCGAGCGUCUUCAUCAGCUACAGUGCCGAAGUCGGCGCGUGCGAAAACGGCAUGCUCUGGCCGCGGGCUCUGGCGGUCUCCCAGGCCCCUCGCGCUGGCGGCGGCGCGCCUUCGGCAGGCGCGGGCCCGCCAUUGGGGCCUAGGCACCUGGCUGGCCAGCCCGCGGCGGACCGGAGGGGGGGGGGCGAGUAACGGC
Molecule: messenger RNA, 1413 nt
Organism: Prorocentrum cordatum
Lineage: Eukaryota; Dinophyceae; Prorocentrales; Prorocentraceae
Source: the annotation of a GenBank genome assembly